Daldinia childiae is the source of this 876-nucleotide messenger RNA. RefSeq lists its product as uncharacterized. The record is from RefSeq and is a predicted model, not a curated record. Bases 1 to 876 code for a protein of 291 amino acids. The transcript is spliced from 2 exons. NCBI's taxonomy places the organism in Eukaryota, Fungi, Ascomycota, Sordariomycetes, Xylariales, Hypoxylaceae.
AUGGAGUUAACUCCUAUCAAAGUCCGCGGUAAACGCCGCCGUGGUAACGAGGCUGUCGUCGCUAUACCUAAGAAGAGAUCUAAGACUGUCGGCAAAUCAAAGCUACGCAAAUCUCGAAGAUCUCGUGAAUCAAAAGCAUCAUACCUUGAGAAGAUACCGCUAGAAAUACUAGAGCGCAUUCUAUGGUAUAGUGAGAACGUCAACUUGCCCCGUUCUAGCCCUCUUAUUGGACGCCUCCUGUCAGGGCGUUCUACUCUGCGCGAGACUUUCAUCGUAGCCUUCCAACCUACCUGGGACGCCUGGUUUGGUUGCAUCGGCGAUAGAAACGACUCUACUCGCCCUACCGAGGGUAAUCCCGACUUCCAGAAGUCCGGUCUCCUAGAAUAUCCCUGGACCAGCAUCUCCUUUAUUCUUGAAUCCUGGGAUUUUUAUGUUCGAAGACUUGCUAAGGCACAGCACACUGGAAACAACCAGCCUUUUCACCUCCAGCAUGUUAGAAUAUGGGGAGAUCCGGAUAAUCCAGCUAAUGCCAUGGUAAAAGACGAUUCCAAUGUAGUGAACUCCCAAGAGGCUAGCCGCUGUUUCUUCCACGAUUACGCUGCCUUCCGAACGAUUGAGGAACAUAUCAGAUAUUAUCUCAGGACGUUCUACACCCAAUCAACUCAAUCAACCUUUUUACAAGUUCACAAGGAUACUCGAAUACCGGAUUUCCUAUUUACCUCGCCCUACAGUGAUGAUAAAAUUCAAAAGCUGUUCUGGUUGGUUCGAGGUGGCGCUCGUUUAUCUCCUGAACAGACAUGGGAACUUACCCUUCAGAGCUUCCGCGACGCGGCACCGGAAACAUGCCUCAUAUUGGCAAAGUCAAUCUCACUAUGA